This is a messenger RNA of Paramecium sonneborni, 958 nucleotides long. Lineage: Eukaryota; Ciliophora; Oligohymenophorea; Peniculida; Parameciidae. The record is from the annotation of a GenBank genome assembly.
AUGAAUAAAAUGUGUCAAAUUUGUUACGAUCUAUAAAAUGUUGUGACUAUCGAAUGUGGACACAACUAUUGCAAAAACUGUUUAAAUAAUAUUUUUUUUAAAAAUGAAUUAUUAGAUUUGGAAAAUUUUAUAUGCCCACUAGAGAAUUGUAAAAGAAAGUUAACUGAUAAAACUUUAAAAUUAUUUAUAGAAGAUUAUGAAAAAAAAUAUGAGACAUUCCUAUAAUAAGGAAUAAUAUUUGGAUUAAAUGAAAAUGAAAAACUUAUUACUUGUCUUAAUAUAAAUUGUAACUCAUAAUUUGUAAUAUGGAAAGAAGCAGGUAUUUUUUAUUAUUUAAUUAGAAACUUUAAAAUGUUAAAAUUGCAAAUUAGAAUUUUGUUUGAGAUGUAAAUUAGCUAAACAUGAGGGUUAAAAUUGCAUUCAAGCAUUAAGACUGAAUUAAGUAAUGAAAACUAGAGUUGACUUUUUGAAAUCAGUUAAGAAUUCAUAAGCUUAAUAAAUUUGUCCACAUUGUCUCUAUGUUAUAGAAAGGAAUAAGGGAUGCAAUUUUAUGACCUGUUAGUCUAAAUCUUGUAAUUCAAAAAAAUACUUUUGUUUUCAAUGUGGAGUAGCCUUAGAAAAUUCUGAAUCAAAGAGCCAUUAUAAAGAUGAAAAUUCUUUUCAUGGAUAAUGUAAAAUAAAAAUAAAUGGAAUAUGGGUUGAAAAAGACAAAAUUCCAAAUAAUGAUAUUCCUUGUCCAAAAUGUUAAUGUUAAGAUCCAUUAAAAAGUAAAAUAGAGAGAAAUUUAUUAAUAUGUAAAAGUGAACAAUGUAUUGAUAAAAUAUAUUGUAUCAUUUGUUAAUUUGAAUUAAAUGAUAAAAUUAUUUUGAAACAUUUAGAAAAUCAUGUGAAGAAAUCAGAUGGUAAAAAAAAAUCACGGUUUGGUAUUUUUGAUUUAUUUAAAAAAUAUAUUAAAUGA